Archocentrus centrarchus (flier cichlid) is the source of this 1196-nucleotide messenger RNA. It is a transcript of the gene fgfbp2b, whose product is annotated as fibroblast growth factor binding protein 2b. Bases 26 to 826 code for a protein of 266 amino acids. NCBI's taxonomy places the organism in Eukaryota, Metazoa, Chordata, Actinopteri, Cichliformes, Cichlidae. The transcript is spliced from 2 exons. The record is from RefSeq and is a predicted model, not a curated record. Gene Ontology annotation, biological process: cell-cell signaling. Gene Ontology annotation, molecular function: growth factor binding.
UUCAGCUUUAUAUAUUCACACUCACAUGCUUUCUGCACUUCCACACUUUAACCUUCUGUGCGGACACAUUAUCCCUGAAUCCUCGCCCAUCCGUCACUCUACGCUGAACCCUACCAUGAGAGCUGGGUUGAGAAUGUUGCUGCUGGUCUUGGCAGCAACUGUUUGUGUUUCAAAUGCGCAAACCAACAACAGCAACAACACUGACAAGCAACAGCAGCAGCAGCAGCGCAACAUCUGGGGUGAACCCAUCCAAUUCAGCACCAAGACCAAAGACUCCUGUACCAUGGUGGUGUCUGCAGCCGGGAACUAUACCCGCCUUCGUGUCUCCUGCAAGGGACCAACCCCAGGACGCUCUUACUACUGUGACUUCCAGGGCAAACCCACCUUGUGCCAGACCUACAACCACAAGCCUCGCCACUACUUCACGCAGAUGAUGUGGGAGUUGAGGAAACUGAGCCAUGCAUGUCAGGGAACUAAGAUCUACCGCCCGCACAUGUGCAAAAAAUACCCAGAUGAGGCUCAGAUGACCUUGCUGGCCUCUUGGCCCAAGACCGCUAUCUCUAAGCCCUCCAAGCCUGCUCAGGAGCCACGUAAACCAGUUGUGCCAGCCCAGAACAAGCCUGUUCCUUCUCCUAAACCUGUGAAACCCAUUAAGCCUCAGCCAGGCAAGGGGCGGCAGAACAGGAAAACUACUCCUAAGCCUGAAAAGACCACUGCUCUCCCCACAGAGCUGCCCGAGUCCACAGCUUCCCGCCUCGCCUCUGAAUACUGCUGGAAGAGCCUCCAGGGCUUCUGCUCCUACGUCAUCAACUGGUUCCAAAACUGAGACGACAGAGCAGCCGCAGUUGGGAAUUACCAGCGACUGACCCACCUGCUGAUCUUUGCAGGAUCUGUGUGGAAGCUACUGGAGUCAUUCCGUCGCGUUUUGAGUUCUGACCCCUCACAUUACUGCACUCUACGAACUGAGUGCAGAACCCUCAACCUACACCUGUGUACAAUUAGCGGAUACUGGUUUCAUGUCCAAGUCUUUUUCUUUUUUUUCUUUUUUUUUAAUCUGUCAAACACACAGCAAGACAAAAGGAAAAUAGGGCAGGCAUGUGUUUUUGUUUGUAUACGAUGUAGAAUUCCCUCAAGCUUUUAUUCCAAGACAUAAAAUGUGAAGAUAGAAAGAAUAAAGUGUGAGUGGUGGCCUCCUC